AUGGUCUUCGUUCGACAGUCCUCCACUCCUGACAUCGACGAAGCGGCUCAUCAGGGUAAAGCCUCUUCGGUCCACGGAAGCGUUUUUUCGGCGGAGGUAUGGAAGAUAACCAGAAUCUGGGGAUCGUUGCCAUGCGUCACACUACCAAUGCGUUCUCUGCUCACGGAUGUUGUUUUCGAGGGUAUGACCGGUUUCUGGACCGUUCUCGGUGCUUUCGGCGAAUAUCUUGUGGUGGUUGCAGGGGAAGCCGGUGGAGGCGAUGCAGAAUCGGUAGGACAUCUUGUCUCGAGUGGGAGGAAUGUUAACCGGGAGUACUCCAGUGAGAAUGUGUUGGUAGAAAGUGCUGCUGGAGUAACCAUCCCAGCAAAAGUUGGUCUAUGCAGAGAACAGGGCAAUGUAACCCUAGAAGAGUCACGGCCCAACCACCGGUUAACUCGAUGCUUGGAUGAAACACGGCCUGUUGCAUGA
Messenger RNA from Monascus purpureus, 468 nucleotides. The record is from the annotation of a GenBank genome assembly. NCBI's taxonomy places the organism in Eukaryota, Fungi, Ascomycota, Eurotiomycetes, Eurotiales, Aspergillaceae.